UCUCCGGGUAGAGCUGUGGUGAGGGGCGGAGGGAUCCGCGCCGGUGGAGGCGCGGUGAUGCGGCUCUGUGAGGGACGCGGCGGCGGCGGGGCCGAGGGGACGCUCAGUGCCGGGCCGAGCCCCGCAGGACACGUUCCCUCGGUGGCCACGGCUGUGUCUGAUGGCGAGGGCUGCACAGAGAGCUGACGUGUGCUGAGCUGCCCAGAGCUCCCGGUCUGCUGAGUGGAAGCAGUGAGGCUCGGGUGACUGCUGAGAGAGGACAGUGCAGUGUUGAGCAGCAGGACGCUGGUACCACAGCCUUGCAGCAGUGUGUUAUCAGAAGGCUGCUGAGAAAGAGGUAUGGAGAACUUGGUGGCUGGCUCCACCCUUCCUCCGCUUUUUGCAGAUGAAGAUGGAUCUAAGGAAGGCAGUGAUGUUACUGUGACUGGAUUAGCUCAUUCUGAGAGUUCGUUCACUGGUGGAACUUCACAGCCUGUGAAUAACCCAGAUUUGGUGGAGGAUUUGUCACAGGUUCAGCAGCUGCAAAAUGAGUCCACUAACACUGCUGAAAACACUGAGCAGAAGCCUGAGGAGGAGCAGCAAAGAACUAAACGAGGAGGCUGGGCUAAAGGGAGAAAGAGGAAGAAACCUCUUAGGGACAGCAAUGCCCCCAAGUCCCCCCUCACAGGGUACGUGCGAUUCAUGAAUGAGCGUCGGGAGCAGCUUCGAGCAAAGAGGCCCGAAGUCCCUUUCCCGGAGAUCACCAGGAUGCUGGGCAACGAGUGGAGCAAACUUCCUCCUGAGGAGAAACGGCGAUACCUUGAUGAAGCAGAUAGAGAUAAGGAGCGUUACAUGCGAGAACUGGAGCAGUAUCAGAAGACCGAAGCCUACAAAGUCUUUAGCAGGAAAGCACAGGACAGACAAAAAGGCAAAUCACACCGACAAGAUGGAGCAAGGCAGCCAGUCCACGAUCAUGAGAAAGAAGCAGACACAAAAGAGAGAUCUGUUUUUGAUAUCCCAAUAUUCACAGAAGAAUUUCUGAAUCAUAGUAAAGCACGUGAAGCCGAGCUGCGACAGCUGCGUAAAUCCAACAUGGAGUUCGAGGAGAGGAAUGCUGCCCUGCAGAAGCACGUCGAGAGUAUGCGUACAGCAGUGGAGAAAUUGGAGGUGGAUGUAAUACAAGAGCGGAGCCGCAACACAGUGCUGCAGCAGCAUCUGGAGACCUUACGGCAAGCACUGACAACCAGCUUUGCUGGAGUCCCGCUACCAGGUAGCGGGGAAACACCCACGAUGGAAACUAUUGAUUCCUACAUGAAUAGGCUGCACGGCAUUAUUAUGGCUAACCCACAGGAGAACGAGAACCUCAUAGCCACAGUCCGGGAUGUGGUAAACAGACUUGAACGCUAGUGACCAGGUCUCGUGAUCCGGUGAUACUUGACAAAAUUUCUUUGGCCAGUGUGGAAUAUGAAGCCAUGAGGGAAAGACUAGGGGUGGGAGGCAGAACUGCAGGUUUGUCCCGGUCCCUGCCUUUGUGGUUUGUCAUUGGGACAAACAGAUGCAUUAAAAGGUCUUAAGAAGCCACGGAUAUCACCCACUAAACAUUCUGGAACUGUCCUCUAUGUAAACCCUUAAGUGCAUGCAACUUCUGUGCAAUCUUCAGUUUCUUAUUAAUUCUGCUAAAUGUGAGGGUGCAUAUGUUCUGCGGACUUGCUGACUAUGGAGAUGAAACCUCUGUGAAAUGAAGUCAGCCUGUGUGUUGUAGUAAUAACUUGCAUUACACUGCUUCAUGUCUUCUAGUGUCUUUCAGUUUGUUCUCAUGUUUAUCUUGUGAAAUUACCUUUCUCCAUUUUAGUUUUCAUCUUUUUAUCUGAUACUUUCAGUACUGGAUAGCAGCGCUUGUGUUCUUCACUAUAAUGGGCAGUCUCCCUUGGUGCGCUGUCUCAUCCUCCCCUGCCUGUCAUGUUUACAUAAGCUAAUCUUCAGCUGAACUCUGUUUUCUGUGUUAGCCUCCAACUUCAACAAUAUGAGUUUGUGUGAGACUGGCUGCAAUUGGUACUUUAUGACUCGAUUCUACCAGGAGAGGGACUUCUUUGUUUCCCUACAGCACCUCCCUUGCACACAGCAACCUGCCCUUCUGCGCAGACCCACUGUUAUCUCUUGAAAAUGUUUGGGAGGAAUGUUUUACUGCAGCGUAGAUCAGAGAUAGGGUAGAAAGUGAAACGUUAGCUUUUUGCAGUUGGCUGGGAAAACAGAAAUCUCCAUUUUAGGCUACCACAAAACACAGUUUGCCUUUGCUCUGAUACGUUGCUCGCUCUAAUUUAGUUGUCUGCUUACUUUUGGAGAGAAUGAUCUCACGGUGAGAGUAAUAUUCUAUAUAAAGAUAAGUGGGCAGGAAAAUUGUAUUUUCUUCUGCCCUUCUGAAAUUGGUGCUGGAAAGCAGCGUGCCUGGAAGCAGCACGUGUAUUUUUGCAUGAAUUAUUAUAGCAGAGAUGGUUAUUGGCAGCUAGGUCCACAUAGCAACCCAUGAUGGUAUUCUGUGUUACAGCACAUAAGUGCUUUUUGACUUCUGUACAGGCGAAGUGCAGACUGUCAAGCCUAUAUCAUUCAGCUCAUUAUGUUUCUGUGUGGCCUAAGUUAAAGGCCUAAGCCUUUUAUUAGCAUAAGGUCUAACUUGGCACACUGGAGACUAAUUUUUCUGAGCUACGGCUGCACCUCUUGUCCAAGAUGGCACCUACUGUUUGCACUAAUGUAUGCAAAUUGUUUGCUGUCCUUUGAUUGCUGUCAUAUUUUGAAUUCAGACUGUGGUUAAGCACCUGUUGGACAUCCGUGAGCUUAAUGGUAAUGAUGGAAACGUGCUUUCUUCCAUGUGACAAUCUUGCUCCUCCUUCAGAAAUCUUUCAGGUUUUCUGUGUUACGAAUUGGAGAUUGCUUUUAUUACAUGAGUGCAUUGCAGUCGGGAUUGCUUUUGUGUAUCUGUAAGGCAAGUAGAAGAUUAAACAGCAGUUUCUUUUUUCCCAUGCGACGUGUGCAGACUUCAUGCUUGCCUGAAGCCAUCUCCAGGUCAUCACCUUGUAUGUCAGGUCUCCACUUUCUCAUGGACUUCCUGCUGUAGCCAAGCAGCGAGGAUUUUCAUGUAUAUUCAGGUCUUCCUUUCUGGAGGAAACUCCUUUCUCUUGUCUUCAGGCUCACGAUCAAGACUUCAUAAAAAAGAACCUUGAUUUGUUGAAUUGACCUCCGUUAUUUUCUGUAAUGUGGAUGAGACCAACAGAUGAUUGACGUGAACUUUUUAGUGGACUUUAUGACAAAUGUUGUGUGGGGAAGAAAUCAUGUGGAUUCAUGUCUUCAGAAGACACUCAUGCCUUCCUCUCCUGUGCAUGUCUGGAUUUGUAGCGUUAGCGGUGUUUUGCUUGGAUUUAAUUGUGGCCAAAAUACGAUUGAUGAAAUUCUAAAGCUGACUGUGACAUCUGACCUGAUACAUCCCAUAAAGGUUCCAGAAAUUGUUCUGUAGUGUGGUAGAAGGAUGCACUUCCAGCCUAUGACGUACACAUUCCAUAAAUAAGGUAUUUGUGGCUGCAGGCUGCCCUGCUUCCAUAAAUUCAAUACAGCCAUCAGCUUGUGGCACACUGCUAAUGCAUCGUUUGGUUGAGUAGCAUGUAAGUAUUCCAGGAUGGGAGACUGAAGAUCAUAUUAUUAACUGGAGGUUGACAAAUCUGUUGACUUUUCCUACAAGGAAGGCGGGGCAGUGUUAUACCUAUGUGUGGAAAAAGUAAUUUCUUGCUUACGGCUGAUACACCAAUUAAUGUUCUGUCUCAUUAAGAUGCUUCUUAUUUACACUGAUCAACCCUAUGAAAAUGGAUUUUGUCUUUCCGGUGUUUCUGAGUGUCACUUCAGUUUAACGUUUUUCAGUGUUUGCUGAUGUGGAAAACAAAUGAAAAUGUUGGUGUCAAGGAGAGGAGCAGGAUAAAACGUUUUCAUCACUUAGAGAAAUAUUAAGGAAAAUACAUGAAAACUGAAUUAAAUUACUUGGAUUAAUGUGUUUGGAGUUGUUGAGAUGCCAAUUUUUUUUUCUGUAAAAUGCAUUUGUAAUUAAACUUUUGGAGUCCUGUUGUUUUUAAGAAGUUGAUGUGCUUGUUUGACACUUGCUUCAUUAAAAUCCAUCCUGAUUCAAUUUUAACUGCUUUUCUGUGAAAGAACUACUAGGAUUGCUUUGUUGUGUGCGAGAAACCAUCAGCUCCGUGUUUGCCUUUGAGGGGAAGUAAGGUUAGAGAUGUUCCUUCCCUCUUCUCUUCCCAAAUGUAUCCCCCUCUGAAACAGCGGCAGGAGCUGGUUUGUAUGAUGGGAACUUUGGUGACUGUGUACAAAUAAACAUCAGGGCACUUCCUGUCCUCUUUGGCCCCCAGCUUGAGCUACUUUAAGACUGUUGUCCCUUUUUUGACAUCCUCGUCCUCCCUUGACCUCCCUAAUUUUUCACCCCCAGAUUUGUUUUCUUUUAAGAAUCUUCUGCAUCAUAAAUGUUUCCUCCCAAUUGAUUUUCUUUUCCCCUGCUAGAUUCUGUCGUGCAUCUUCUGCUCACUGAGCCACACUGCAGCCUUGUGCAAGCAAUUGUGAGAACAGCCCUGAGUGCACAUCCUUGUGGGAGGAGUUUGGAUGAUUUCUGCCUGCAUUGCUGCACCUUCUGCGGUUGCAGUAGUGCAAAGCAAUCAUGUCUGUGCUGCUUCUGUGGUCACAUCAUGUUGUUUCAACUGACCAAUGAAUGCCUGGUAUGUCUCUAUGCCAACAUGCUCGAUUUGAUUGAACCUUUUGCUUUGUUAGAACUGACAAGCAGCAUAUUUAGGUUUACUUUUUGUGUUUUACAAUGUCUCCAAAAUACUGAAACUAUAAACAUAGCAAAAACUGAAAAAAGUUCCAGUCCCUUUGUAAGCUUUGCUGCUGUAAAUGGCUUUAGGAGCAGAUGGUGGCCAAUCAUGCUCAAUAUAUGUCAAGAUGGUCAUUAUAUAGUCUUAAUUUAAGACAGGACGACAUUCCUACUGUUUUUCUUCUGCUUGUAAUCUCUCUUUACCCUGCUGUCUUGUUGAUAAUCAUGUAAGGGAAGUGAUGUGGAUUUGAGGGUUUUGAGUUCUUUUAAGGGGAAAAGCUAACUCCCCUUUUCCCUGGUGUAUUUCUGCUAAUAAUGGUUUCUGAGGUUGAAAUGAGUCAGUUGCUUGUUUUGCUGGGGUGUUUCGGGGUGGGUUUUUUGUUUGUUUCUCAGUUGCUCCAGUUCAGUUGUAUCUUUCAGACUUCAGGAGUGUACUCAGACCCAUCCUUCACUUCUCCUAUAGGGUUUUCUGCUCAUUCACUACAAAUACUUUAAUACUUUUUGCUUCUUUUUUCUUCAUCAUUGCUUAUUUGAUUGACAUUUUUCUGGCAUUUAGAAUGUGUUGGUUAUAUGCAAGAUUUGUCAUCCUGGUUUCAAAAUCAGUAGACUCUGUACUGUACCAUUUUGGUAUGUGAUAAUCUAUCCACAUCCAUUGUGUAACGCAAGGACCACUGUUUCUAAAUCUGACGUCUGGGUUAUAAUAAUAAACCUGCCAUUCUUA
Molecule: messenger RNA, 5555 nt
Organism: Coturnix japonica (Japanese quail)
Lineage: Eukaryota; Metazoa; Chordata; Aves; Galliformes; Phasianidae
Gene: HMG20A
Product: high mobility group 20A
Biological process (GO): regulation of gene expression
Cellular component (GO): nucleus
Source: RefSeq, a predicted model, not a curated record